Punica granatum (pomegranate) is the source of this 3406-nucleotide messenger RNA. The record is from RefSeq and is a predicted model, not a curated record. Lineage: Eukaryota; Viridiplantae; Streptophyta; Magnoliopsida; Myrtales; Lythraceae.
AAUUGGAGCAUGCACUGUAACCCAGUGGGCCUGAGCGCAUCAGAUUACGCUUGUCGUCUCCGGCGAAUAAUGGCGGGCUGCUCACUCAGUUUACAGUCUCGGCUCUCAGUAAUCUCAAGCCGCAACCUUUGAUUUCGCCGGAGAAGUUCUUCAGGCGUUGAUGCUCUUGCAAUGGGGGACGCUACCACGGCGGUCUGCAACCUAGGGAUUCUGGACGCUCUCGGCGGCGACGCGGUUCAGGAAAUCCUCGAGAGCUAUGCCGGGUUCACCUCCGCCACCGAGUCUCUCCUCUCCGGAGCCGGCGACCUCUCGGUGGGUUCGGAGCUGGUGAGCUAUGUCCACCGCCUCUGCAAGCAUCAGCUCCACUCUCUCGUCCGGGAUCACUUCCUCAGCUCACUAGAGGAAGUUUUCGAGAGAAAUGGUGCAGCGAGGUUUUGGCAGCAUUUUGAAUCUUACAGGGACGUUUCCCUUCUUGAAGCUAAUCGAUCACAUAUUUAUGAGGAAGAGGUCCAGCAAGUAUUGUGCAAGGCUCUGGAAGAAAUAUCGCUGGAGAAACAGUACGAGGAGAGGUGUUUGUUCCUGCUGGUUGAUGCUUUACAGACGUUCGAGGACCAAGUUUUACCGAGAAAAUGUGGCUUUGUGACUGAAAAAGAAUUGCUCCUUUCUAAAUACCAAUUAAUGGUUUCUUCAGUUCUAAUGGCUACUCUUCCCAGUCAUUUUCCUGAGAUUCUCCGGUGGUAUUUCAAGGGGAGGUUAGAGGAGUUAAAUACAGUAAUGGCGGGAGAGUCCAAGGACUGUUAUGAUAAGGAUGACAUGGAUGUAGAUGAGAAAGACAAAAUGCCUCCGAAAAGUGGCGUGAUGGAUAUUGAUGGGGGUCAUCUUCAUGGAGAACGCUCAGACAGUAAGCUGGUGAAGAAUAUUGGGAAGGUUGUCCGUGAUCUUAGAGGUCUUGGCUUUACCUCUAUGGCUGAAGAUGCCUAUGCUUCUGCUAUAUUCUUGCUUCUGAAGGCAAAAGUACAUGAUCUGGCAGGUGAUGACUUUAGGACUUCUGUUUUAGAGUCCAUAAAAGGCUGGAUACAGGCCGUGCCUCUUCAGUUUUUGCAUGCACUUCUUUCUUAUCUCGGCGAUUCCUUUAACUAUGAUAGUCCUUCAUCUGGUCUCAAAUCACCCCUGGCUUCACGACCACCUUCUUAUCCCGGAAUUGAUGCUCCCUCGGAAGCCCUUGUUAGGUGGAAGCUGCGACUAGAAUACUUCGCUUAUGAAACCUUGCAAGACUUAAGGAUAGCAAAACUAUUCGAGAUUAUUGUGGAUUAUCCAGAGAGCACUCCUGCAAUUGAGGACUUGAAGCAAUGUCUCGAAUAUACUGGACAACACUCUAAACUGGUCGAGUCAUUUAUUUCCGCACUUCGAUAUCGGCUACUUACAGCCGGCGCCUCAACUAAUGAUAUAUUGCAUCAGUAUGUCUCCACUAUUAAAGCACUUAGGACAAUUGACACAGCAGGAGUAUUUCUAGAGGCAGUUGGUGAACCAAUUAGGGAGUACCUAAGGGGAAGGAAAGAUACGAUAAAAUGCAUUGUCACCAUGCUUACUGAUGGGACUGGUGGAAAUUCAAAUGGAACUGGAAAUGCCGGUGAUAGCCUUCUUGAAGAAUUGAACCGGGAAGAAGAAAACCAGGAGAAUAGUGCUUUGGAGGAUGGAUUUAAUACUGAUGACAAGCAAGCAUGGAUAACUGCUGCAAGCUGGGAACCUGAUCCUGUAGAGGCUGACCCAUUAAAGGGUAGCAGGAAUCAUAGGAAGGUGGAUAUACUGGGGAUGAUUGUUGGCAUUAUAGGAUCAAAAGACCAACUUGUUAAUGAAUAUCGUGUAAUGCUGGCUGAAAAGCUGCUCAAUAAAUCUGAUUAUGAUAUUGAGUCGGAGAUACGCACUUUAGAGCUUCUCAAGAUCCAUUUUGGAGAGAGUAGCAUGCAGAAAUGUGAAAUCAUGCUGAAUGAUCUUAUUGAUUCUAAGAGAACAAACAGCAAUAUAAAGGCAACUAUAGGCCAGGCAUCUCAAACCAGUACUGUGUCAGAAGAUUCUGGGAUAUCUUUGGAUAUCCUGGAUGCUACGAUUAUAUCUUCCAAUUUCUGGCCUCCAAUCCAGGAGGAGGCACUCAACUUACCUGGGCCCGUUGAUCAGUUGCUUUCUGAUUAUUCGAGACGAUAUACUGAAAUCAGGACUCCUCGCAAGCUACUGUGGAAGAAGAAUCUUGGUACAGUGAAGUUGGAGCUGCAAUUCGAAGAUAGGGAGGUUCAGUUUAUGGUAGCUCCUGUGCAUGCAGCAAUCAUCAUGCAAUUUCAAGAUCAAACAAGUUGGACCUCGAAGAAACUUGCGGCUGUUAUCGGGUUACCAGUCGAUGUGGUCAAUCGGAAAAUAAAUUUCUGGAUAAGCAAGGGAAUUAUUGCAGAAACCAUGGACCCAGAAUCUGAUGACCACAUGUUUACACUAGUUGAAAACACAUCUGAUGUUAAUAAGAACAGUGGUGAUGGUGGAAGCUGCGAGGAGCUUCUAGCUGGGGACGAGGAAGGAGAGGGGCCUGUGGCCUCUGUGGAGGAUCAACUUCGCAAGGAAAUGACUAUAUAUGAGAAAUUCAUCAUGGGCAUGCUCACAAACUUCGGCAGCAUGGCUUUGGAUAGAAUUCACAAUACUCUCAAGAUGUUUUGUGUGGCCGAUCCUACUUAUGAUAAAUCGCUUCAACAAUUGCAAAGUUUCCUAUCUGGCCUGGUCUCUGAAGAAAAGCUGGAAGUUAGAGAUGGGAUGUACUCUCUCAAGAAGUGAAGCUAGCAAUUUGAGAACUGAACCAGUAAGAUCCCUUGCACUGGAUAGUCGAUGAAAGGGAACCCCUUACAAAAUCCUUGAGAUCGUAGAAAAGGGACAAACCGAAGAAGUAUGAGAACUGCUUAUCAGAAUAUUUGCAUUGAUACGGGGUAUGCAGGCAAUGGUUAAAUUCAGCUGUUCUAUGUGGGUCAUCCUCCGGUAGCAUGAAAAGUGAUGAGAAAUAUCUUCAGAGAAAGGGACUGCUGCUCCAGUGGCUACAAUUUGCUGGCUUGAGUCAAAGGAUGAGCCCUCUUAGACCCCGGCAUAUAUGUCUCUCCGCUUCUAUUUAUUGCUAAUUAAGUUCAGCAAAUUCCGGGUUUUAUUUAUCUUAGGUUUCUUAUGUAAAUACGUUGAAUUCUGUGUAAACGGGAGGUGGUCGAUACUAUUGUUUUUCACUUGGGAUGUAAGGUGGGUUCCGCACAGAUGGGACUCAACGUCUAUACACACUGACCGGAAGGGAACCGUAAGAGAUGUCUUUAAAACCAUGGUAAGUUUCAUAUCAUUAGGGAUUAUGAACUUUGCAAUGAUUAUAACAUCGUCAGAUUGCUCUCAA